AUGGCUCAAUGGAUAUGUGUUCUGCUCCUAGUGGUCGUCACUGCAGUUGUUACAUCCGGGUAUAACUCAUAUGGUGGUUACCCUCCAAAGAUUGCAAGGCCAGAUGUUUACAACAGUUACCCAGUACACAAUCAUGUAGUAAUACAUCAUAGAGGAGUAGUUGACCCGGGAUAUUACCGUCAUCCUGGAAUGGGGUCAUACCUAAAAAAGUACCAUGGAUUCAAAAUAAGACAUGGCAGAUUUUCUUACAAUGGAAUAGGUCAUACCCAUGGUGGACAUUAUGAAUCAAGAAAAUACUACAAAUUCCACAGUCACGGACAUGGUCACGGUUAUAGACACGGACAUGGUGACGGUUACAGUCACGGACUUAUACACGGUGUUUCUAACUAUAGUUAUUAUAAAAAAUAUCACAAAUUUAGAAUCCAGCAUCACAGAUUUUCCUAUGGAGGUAAAGCAUUUAAACUGACAUGUCAUAGAAAGCGAUUCUUUAAAUUGUGGAACGAUUGUUUUACUCACCAUCAUAGUAGAAGUUACUGUUUUGGAUUUUUAAGAAAACAACAUCUCUUUGUCACUUAUGGAGCAGGUCAUCACGGAUACACAUCUCAUGGUGCUGGAUAUGGACAUGGUCAAGGAUAUCAUGGACAAAAUAACAUCUACAAACAUUUAAACUUGCACAAGAAGAUAGACACUCACCAUGUUCAACGAAUCCAUCAUACAGCCAACAGUCAUGUAUCUGCAAUAUCUCACCUAUCCAACAUACACGUGCGAAACAUCCAAUACGAGGCUAACAAACACGUGAGCAGAAUUUCAGACGAGGCUAACAAACACAUUAAUAAGUUCAGACAACUGGUAAAUCAUCAUAUCAACAGACUUCACAAACAGGCAAAACAUCAUCUGUCUGCAGUUGAUUAUCAACAUAAAAGACAUUUGAGUGAAAGUGAAUAUCAGAAAAAACGACAUCUGGCAAAAAAGGAACACCUCCAUAAGAAACAUGAAUAUUAUUUAAGUAAACAUCAUAGCAUGGUUGAUUAUGGUUAUGACCAAGGACACGUAGUUACCUACCUUGAUUACUACAAAAAGUACCAUGGAUUCAGAAUUGAUCAUGACAGAUUUUCAUAUGGUGGAAAAGCAUACACGCUGAAAUGUGAAAGUAAGCAAUUCUACAGUCUUUGGAGUGAUUGCUGGUCUCAGUAUCAUAGCAGGAGUACCUGUUUUGCAAACUUGAGGAAACAACAUCUCUUUAUUGACUACCCUGGAGAUCAUGCAGAUCCUUACACACCGACAAAGAUUGUACUGGAGGCGGGGGACGAUUAUGAGUACAAAAAAUAAGGGACUACUUAAAUGAGAAUGAACAAUGACGAGUACGCUGAUUAUAAAUAAAUUUAUUUCAACCAA
This is a messenger RNA of Mytilus californianus (California mussel), 1395 nucleotides long. RefSeq names its product histidine-rich glycoprotein-like. The record is from RefSeq and is a predicted model, not a curated record. The transcript has 9 exons. The coding region runs from base 1 to 1329 and encodes 442 amino acids. Lineage: Eukaryota; Metazoa; Mollusca; Bivalvia; Mytilida; Mytilidae.